Molecule: messenger RNA, 291 nt
Organism: Angiostrongylus costaricensis
Lineage: Eukaryota; Metazoa; Nematoda; Chromadorea; Rhabditida; Metastrongylidae
Source: the annotation of a GenBank genome assembly
AUGAAAGCUGAGAGUUCGAAAGUCACCAAGAGACGUCUGUCUCCAGAAACACUCGAGCUGAUACGCCAGCUUGGAAUCGCACGAGCUGCUGGCAACCGCGAACGAACGUCCGAACUUGCAAAACAAUGCAGACAGGCGAUAAAAGAAGAUCUUAGAGAGGGAAGUGCAGCAGUAAUGGCGGAAGCUGUAGAAGCUGGGAAAAGCAUUCGCAAAGCCCACCGAAGCUUCGCCAAUUACAAAACCAAGAUGAUUGCAUUCCGACGUCCAGACGGAACAGUGCAGCAUCCAUAA